AGUCCCCUCCUCCCCCCCCUCUCUCUCUCUUUCCCCCUCCUCUGUGGCUCCUUCUCUCUGCACUCACUUGGGUUUGCUGCGAAUCCCACCAUUCACAUGCUCGUCCCCCGCUUUUCCACAUUCGAAAUCAAGAAAAAGAAGACAUAGAAGAAGAAGAAGAAGGAGAAGAAGAAAAGAAAACCCAUUUACCAUUAUCUGAAAAUUUGUAAUGGUCUUGAUUGGAGGAAAUGGGUCUCCUCCAGUGAGCUAGCUCUCUCUUCAUGAAGAUUUGGGGUGCAUGCUAGUCGGUUUUUAGACAUUCAAAAUGGAAAAGAGGAAGUGGUUCGGGAAGAAGAAAUCGUCCGACAAGAGCCCGAGCGGCAGUGAGAGCUCGGCAGAGUCAAUGUCCUCACCUUCCGAGAAAGAAUCAGAUGCCCAGCAGGAGGAGUUUAAAGCAUCUCCAAGUCAAAGCACUCAAUCCCCCGAAGUCACAUCGAAACCCAUGGUCCAUGUGGAUGAUGCUAGUGAAGUAGUGAAGAGUCUGACGGCCAAAUUGUUGGCUGCUCUGGUGAAUGUUAGUGCUAAGGAAGAGUUGGUAAAGCAGCAUGCCAGAGUAGCUGAAGAAGCUGUGGCUGGUUGGGAAAAGGCUGAAAAUGAACUGGCUGGUGUCAAGGAACAACUUGAAUCAGCAAUGAAGCGAAAUUCAUCGUUGGAAGAUCGGCUGAAUCAUCUUGAUGGGGCCCUCAAAGAAUGUGUUCGGCAGCUUCGAUUAGCAAGAGAGGAGCAGGAGGAGCAGAUACAAGAAGCUGUAGCCAAGAAAUCUCAGGAAUGGGAAUCCACCAAACUUGAGCUUGAGAAUCAAAUAGUUGAGCUGCAAACCAAAUUACAAGACGCUCCUGCUCCCAAAACUCCAGCCCAUCUCGAUCUCCUUGAGAAGCUCGAGUUCCUGGAGAAGGAGAACACAGCCCUGAAGUUGGAGCUUCAGCACCAAUCAGAAGAAUUAGAAAUAAGGACUAUCGAAAGGGACCUGAGCACUCAGGCAGCAGAAAUGGCUAGUAAACAAAACCUGGAGAGCAUAAAGAAGGUGGCGAAGCUUGAGGCUGAGUGCAGGAAACUAAGAAAAUGCUCCUCGAUGAAUAAUGACAACAGAUCGGCAGCUGCUGCUUCCUCGAUAUACGUCGAGUCACUUACUGAUAGUCAAUCAGAUAGUGGGGAGCGGCUUAAUGCCUUGGAUAUGGAUACAUGCAAGUCCAGCGGGUCCGAGCAGUGGGCCUCAGCCCUGAUUGCAGAGCUCGAUCAGUUCAAGAACGACAAGGGUGCAAGUAGCAUUGGUAGGAAUCUUGCGAGUUCAUCAGUUCAGAUCGAUCUGAUGGAUGAUUUCCUCGAGAUGGAGAGGCUUGCAGCUUUGCCUGAGACCAGGAAGAUCGAGGAAUCAGGAAGUGUUUUGAAAGAGAGAAGUGAGGUGGAGAGCUCUCUUAGGGCUGAGCUUCACAAAAUGGUUAAUCGAACUGUUGAAUUAGAGCAGAAGUUAGAGAAGCUCGAGGAAGAGAAGGCAGAACUUAAGAUGGCCCUUAUGAAGAGUCAGGAGUCCGGUGAAGCAGCUCAGGCGCAGUUGAUAGGGGCCCUAAUGAAGCUGGAGAAUUUACAGAGGGAGCUGGACAUGGUGAAUGAUACAAAGCAUUCAAUUGAGUCUCAACUCAAAAAGAUGGAAGCUGAAGCUGCGAGCAUGACCUCUAAGGUUGAGUCACUGGAGACAGAAGUUAAGAAGGAGAAGGCAUUAUCCGUAGAAAUGGGAGCUAAGUGCCGGAAAUUGGAGGAAGAGCUUGUGAAGAAGCAGCAGGAACUAGAAGCUCAGCAGACCUUGGGUGAAGUAAAUAACCAACCGAAGAUAAAACAGGAGGACUUGGCUGUUGCUGCUGGAAGGCUCGCAGAGUGUCAGCAGACAAUAGUGUCUCUUAGGAAGCAACUUGAGUCAUUAGCAACCCUUGAAGACUUCCUCAUAGACACCAGGAGCAUACCUGACUUCUCACCUGGAGGACAGAUUGUUCCACAAGCAAAUGGUGAGCUCUGGAAAUUGCAUUCCAAUGGGACAUAUUCACCAAAAAGAGAGGCUGAUACCGUAAAGAUGGGAAAUGAAAAUUUGGGUCACUCGCUGAUGAAGAAUGAGAAUGGGAAGACACCUCCAUCUUCAUCAUCCUCGGCUUCUUCCUCAGCUGCAUCAUCAACCCAAGUCAGCUCUGAAAAGAACCGGAACGGUUUUGCGAAGUUCUUCUCACGGACUAAGAAUGGGAUACAAUUAGAAAUCUAGGGAAUUGUGAUGUCUGAGCAAUCUGGAGGUAGCAAUUUUAGUUAGCGUCAUUCUCGGAGUUGCUGGUUAAAUGCUGUUUGAUCGGCUUGUCUUUGAAUUUUCCUUUUCUUUCAUGUUUAUACAUGUCUGGGCCCGUGAAGAUUGUGAAGUAAAUGAUGAAUGAGGUUUGAGUUUGAAAAGGCAGCUUUCUGUUUGGAAUAUCUGUUUUGAUAACCAUUGGGUAGCUUAGAUUGAAUGUCAAAGGUUUCUGUUUCACUGGUGUUGGUUGGGUCUAUUUGUCGGGUUCAAUGUUCUUUCCGUUCUCUUUUAUGUCGUAGGAAAUGUCAUGCAACUUUUUAUGAAUGCGCAAUUGAUGCUUUAAGAUUA
This is a messenger RNA of Punica granatum (pomegranate), 2653 nucleotides long. NCBI's taxonomy places the organism in Eukaryota, Viridiplantae, Streptophyta, Magnoliopsida, Myrtales, Lythraceae. The record is from RefSeq and is a predicted model, not a curated record.